Messenger RNA from Penicillium vulpinum, 1071 nucleotides. Its product is annotated as regulator of G-protein signaling domain-containing protein. The coding region runs from base 1 to 1071 and encodes 356 amino acids. NCBI's taxonomy places the organism in Eukaryota, Fungi, Ascomycota, Eurotiomycetes, Eurotiales, Aspergillaceae. The record is from RefSeq and is a predicted model, not a curated record. The transcript has a single exon.
AUGCUUAAAAAGAAGACGUUGGCUCCGUCUCUCUUCUUCCGGAAUCAUCCUCCUACCGCAACCCCCGAAUUGUCCCCCACCUCCUCAGACAGCGACUCCGAAGAGGAUAUGGAAUCAACUGGCUCCCGGCCCGCCAGUCUCACCAUCUCGUCGGGGGCCUUCUCCAUGCGGCCGACGCUCGAUGAGGUGCUGGCCAACAUCGCUCCACCUCCAUACACCUUGAGCGCCUUCAUGGCCUACCUCUCCCAGAACCACUGUCUCGAAACCUUGGAAUUCACCAUGGAGGCCAACCGAUACCGGGAUUCCUACUACGCCCUGACCGAACGACUCGGUCCCGCCGCGUUGGAAUCGGAAUGUGCCGAGACUCAGCACCUGCGAAUGCUCUGGAAACGUCUAUUGGCCGCCUACAUCUUCCCGGGGUCGCCCCGCGAGAUCAACCUGUCAAGCGAAGUCCGAGACGCACUGCUGAAGUACAAGAAUGUCUCUGUGCCGCCCGUGCCAGAGACCUUAGAUUCCGCCGUGAAGCGCAUCCACGAAUUGAUGGAGGAAUCCAUCUUCCUCCCUUUCCUCAACAGCCACACCACCUCCCCUUCCAUGAGUCCCUCCGACCCCUUCAUGGGCCCCGACGACUUCAUGAGUCUAUCAUCCACGAGCCUGGACGAGCACUCGAUGAAAAGGGUGCGAUCGCGCGUGUCCAAGCGCAUCUCCCCGCAGUCGUCGCUCAAGGAUCUUCCCGCAACCGGUCACAGCCGCUCAACCAUGUCCCUCGGCGCUGUGCAUGCCAUCGGCAAACGCACUUCCGGCGGUCUGCUCAGCACCAGCGGCGAGUCGACUUACCUGUCUCUAACCGAUGACUCUUCCUCUCCGCAGUCCAGCCCCACUGCUGAGGAGCCAAUGACGCCGCCCACCACCCCACCUGCCGGCGAGCCGCAUCUGCAUAUUCAAAGCCCCAAACUUCGCACCGAGAACCCUUGGAAGAAGAUGGGUAUGAAGCUUGGGUUUAAGAAGCGUUCCACUGGAGGCAGCAAUGGUGGUCCUCGUGAUCCUAAGAUCCUUGGUCUUGACGACUAA